AUGAAUACCCAACGUAGAACCCUCGAGCUGAAGGAUGACACCGUCAUUGUGGUGCUCGGUGCAUCUGGAGAUCUUGCAAAGAAGAAGACUUUCCCUGCCCUCUUUGGCCUUUACCGCAACAAAUUCCUUCCCAAGGACAUUAAGAUCGUCGGAUAUGCCCGAACAAAGAUGGACCACGAAGAGUACCUGAAGCGUGUGCGAUCCUACAUCAAGAUUCCCACAAAGGAGAUCGAGGAGCAGCUCGACAGCUUCUGCAGCCAUUGCACUUACGUCUCCGGCCAAUACGACCAGGAUGACUCCUUCAUCAACCUCAACAAGCACAUCGAAGAGGUCGAGCAGGGCCGGAAAGGACAGAACAGAGUCUUCUACAUGGCAUUGCCCCCCAGUGUCUUCAUAACUGUCUCUGAGCAAUUGAAGAGAAACUGCUACCCCCAGCACGGCAUCGCCCGUAUCAUCGUCGAGAAGCCCUUCGGCAAGGAUCUUGAGAGCUCCCGUGACCUUCAGAAAGCCCUCGAGCCCAACUGGAAGGAAGAUGAGAUCUUCCGUAUUGACCACUACCUGGGUAAGGAGAUGGUCAAGAACAUCCUCAUUAUGCGCUUCGGUAACGAGUUCUUCAACGCCACCUGGAACCGUCACCACAUCGACAACGUUCAGAUCACAUUCAAGGAGCCUUUCGGUACCGAGGGCCGUGGAGGUUACUUCGACGAGUUCGGCAUCAUCCGUGAUGUCAUGCAGAACCACCUUCUGCAGGUGCUGACCCUGCUCGCCAUGGAGCGCCCCAUCUCUUUCUCCGCUGAAGACAUCCGUGACGAGAAGGUUCGUGUGCUCCGUGCGAUGGAUGCGAUCGAGCCCAAGAACGUCAUUAUCGGCCAGUACGGCAAGUCUCUGGAUGGAAGCAAGCCCGCAUACAAGGAGGACGACACUGUCCCCAAGGACUCGCGCUGCCCGACCUUCACCGCCCUGGUCGCAUACAUUAAGAACGAGAGAUGGGAUGGUGUUCCCUUCAUCAUGAAGGCCGGAAAAGCCCUUAAUGAGCAGAAGACCGAGAUCCGCAUCCAAUUCCGUGAUGUGACUUCCGGUAUCUUCAAGGACAUUCCCCGCAACGAGCUGGUUAUCCGUGUCCAGCCCAACGAGUCGGUGUACAUUAAGAUGAACUCUAAGCUGCCUGGUCUGUCCAUGCAGACCGUGGUGACCGAGCUUGACCUUACCUACCGCCGUCGCUUCUCCGACCUCAAGAUCCCCGAGGCUUACGAAUCUUUGAUUCUGGAUGCCCUGAAGGGUGACCACUCCAACUUUGUCCGUGACGAUGAACUGGACGCCAGUUGGAGAAUCUUCACUCCUCUCCUUCACUACCUUGACGACAACAAAGAGAUCAUCCCCAUGGAAUACCCCUACGGAUCCCGUGGACCCGCUGUUCUUGACGACUUCACUGCCUCGUUCGGAUACAAGUUCAGCGACGCUGCUGGCUACCAGUGGCCGAUGACCUCUGCCCCCAACCGGUUGUAA
Aspergillus wentii DTO 134E9 is the source of this 1506-nucleotide messenger RNA. RefSeq names its product glucose-6-phosphate dehydrogenase. The transcript has 8 exons. Gene Ontology annotation, cellular component: cytosol. The record is from RefSeq and is a predicted model, not a curated record. NCBI's taxonomy places the organism in Eukaryota, Fungi, Ascomycota, Eurotiomycetes, Eurotiales, Aspergillaceae. Gene Ontology annotation, biological process: glucose metabolic process; pentose-phosphate shunt, oxidative branch. Gene Ontology annotation, molecular function: NADP binding; glucose-6-phosphate dehydrogenase activity. The coding region runs from base 1 to 1506 and encodes 501 amino acids.